This is a messenger RNA of Aureobasidium vineae, 1560 nucleotides long. NCBI's taxonomy places the organism in Eukaryota, Fungi, Ascomycota, Dothideomycetes, Dothideales, Saccotheciaceae. The record is from the annotation of a GenBank genome assembly.
AUGAGUGGCAGUGGCUCUGGUUCUGGCCCGCUCCAGCCUACAUGGCAUGGUUUCAUCCAGAACAGCAUGGACGGACUCGUCCUCUUCGAAGCUUGUUUGAGUGGAAAGCUGCAUCACGUNCCUCGUCGUCCUCACGACCGUGAGCGAGCAAGCUUGAUCAAAAGUGGAAGCGUUUUCAUCUACGAAGAGAACGCGUCGGGCAUCAAGCGCUGGACAGACGGUGUCGCCUGGAGUCCCAGUCGCAUUCUAGGAAACUUCUUGAUCUAUCGCGAGCUCGAGAAGCCUUUCCCGCCCGGCGAGAAAAAGCGAGCAAUGAAACGCAAACGAUCCUCGCAAGAACCUGAAGGUCGUCGCGAAUCCGAGGAGAACGAAGUUGCUGAAUACAACAGACUGCCUCCAACACCUCCAUCGCCUGCGAAUCCCUCAGAAUCAAAAUCCACCGCACCGGGCGCAACUGACAGCGAGAAAGAGAUGGAGCGCCAGCUCAUCGGCUCUCUUGUCGAUAGCUAUGGCUUCAGACCAAAUGGUCUUGUCAAGAAGACUAUGAGCAUUUCAUUGAACGGCGUCUCACACCACCUGGUUAGCUACUACACCGUGGAAGAUGUCAAGCAACGAAAGCUUGGACGGCCUUUGAACGACUCGCGUCUUAACGGCAUAGCCAUCCGCCCUGAGCUUUACCUGAAGCAAAACUUCCGCGCACCUGUUGAGGAGCAAGACCAGUUUGCCGUCGACCACAGCGGACACGCCUAUCCCCAACUAGGCGGCUACCCACAUAUGGUAGCACCUUCUGGCUACAUGAUGCGCCAAAGCUACGUGGCACCUGGCUACCCACCCAUGUACGGUGCCGCACCAGUAUCCACUGGAGCAGGUGUUUAUACUAGCUUGCCAGCUACAGCGUCGGCACCUUCUUGGCCACAGUCGUACAGCGCAGCACCUUCGCAGCAGAGCUACAAUGGUUACUACAGCCGCACAGAUGCACCAACUCCCCAGACAUCAACUAACUCAUACACACCGAUGCCGCCAAUGCAAUCCCAAUAUCAGUCACCAAUGAGAACACCUGCUCAGAGCUAUGGCCCACCAAGCAGUAUGACCACAUCAUCUACUCCAGUGGCAACACAAUCGCAAUACCAACCAACGCAAACUGCCACAGCACCGCAAUACCAGCCAACAAGCUAUGGCGUUCAAACAAACUCCCACCAAAGUGCUUCGCCUCAACAGCAGAGCAUGAGAUCGCCUCCAGUAGGGCCACCGCCUCAGUCGAUGAACGCUUAUCCCUCGCGCUCCAAUCUUCCAAGCAAUCUCCCUAGCAUGUCAAGCUACAGACAAUACACGAGCCAGAGCGCUGGGCCGCAAAACGAAAUGCCCAGCAUUGGAAUGGCUUCUGGAUACGGCAGCAGCCAUUCCCAGCCUUCUAGUGCAAGCUAUGGUGCACCCAGCUACGGACCUCCAGGCAGCCUCAGCGCGCCCCAAAAUUACCGACACAGCAGUGACGCAGCGCCUCCGGUUCAGAGCACGCAAUACUACAACGAUGGAAAGCCUGCCGUGAGCAACUAUUCUUGA